Molecule: messenger RNA, 807 nt
Organism: Colletotrichum orchidophilum
Lineage: Eukaryota; Fungi; Ascomycota; Sordariomycetes; Glomerellales; Glomerellaceae
Exons: 1
Coding region: 1-807 (268 amino acids)
Source: RefSeq, a predicted model, not a curated record
AUGGCAGAAACCACACUCGUCCUAGAGACUCAUAUCUACUCGAUUCCAACCACUGGCGCGCCACCGUGGAGCCGCAGCUUUCAUCUCCGUCUCCAUCCAACCGGCACCAAGGCCCAAAUCCUGUCACUCAUUCGCGACUCGAUGACGCGCCUCGGUCGCGCCGACCCUAUCGUUGAGGCCCAGAUCACGCUGUACUGGACGAGGCACGGCCGCGUCAUGUCCAUCCCCGGCAGUGCCAACCCAGCCACCUCAGUCACGUUGCCCAUAUGGCAGCCUCCUCUGCUGAUGAUCUUCAACGCCGGCUACCCCACGCUCUUUCAGCAACCGCAGCCUCAGAUGAUGGAACCCGCCAUGCCCCUGGCCAUGACUUAUUCUGGCGGCGUGAAUUACCUUCACUCUUACGGCAAUCCGGGCCAUCUCCCCAUGAUGCCGCCUUCUCCGGCCAUCAUUCCCGCUGGACAGCAUACUUGGAUGAUGGGGGGUGCCCAGCUUGGCUUCGUCAAUGUCAACUUGCCCAAUUUCAGCACUGGUGGUGGUCGACCUGUGGUGUCGGACGUUGUGAGAGAGGCUCGGUUGGAUGGAAUCGCCGAGGCGGCACUGACUGGAAUGCUGGAGUGGGUUUGUGGACCUACGGGCCUCAAGUUGAUCGUUGUGGUUGAUUCCGAUGGACGAGACAUCAUACCUGUUGUCGCCGAGCCUCCGGCGUUUGCUUCCCCUUCUCUGUCAACUACUCCCGUUGCCUCAGCCUCGCCGGCCGCGUCGGCUUCACCUGCUCCUGCUACUCCUCCUGCUCCGACGACUUCCUAA